Molecule: messenger RNA, 291 nt
Organism: Necator americanus (New World hookworm)
Lineage: Eukaryota; Metazoa; Nematoda; Chromadorea; Rhabditida; Ancylostomatidae
Exons: 2
Coding region: 1-291 (96 amino acids)
Source: RefSeq, a predicted model, not a curated record
AUGCGGAUUUGCCGAAGCAUAAACAUAAAAUUCUGUUCAACAAAAAAGGAGAGAAGCAGUAAAAUUCCGAAAAUGACCGCAAAAUCUCUCGUCUGUCCCUCUCCAGGGACAUAUCAACGCGACCCAGCACACUUACCGCUGCGUUGUCGAUUCGUCGUCGUCGUCGUCGUCGUCGAAGGUUGUGGUCAGCGAAUUCGGACGACUAUUAAGGAAGAUCUAUGGCACUUCGGAUUGAUUAUAAAUUGUUCGCCGAUUUUCUGUGGCCUUGUCAGCGGCGAAGGCACGACAUGA